Molecule: messenger RNA, 1119 nt
Organism: Molossus molossus (Pallas's mastiff bat)
Lineage: Eukaryota; Metazoa; Chordata; Mammalia; Chiroptera; Molossidae
Gene: SPZ1
Product: spermatogenic leucine zipper 1
Exons: 1
Coding region: 4-1119 (371 amino acids)
Cellular component (GO): nucleus
Molecular function (GO): DNA-binding transcription factor activity
Source: RefSeq, a predicted model, not a curated record
GAGAUGGAAGUGCCCGCCCUCUCCAAAACUCGUAAACCUACUCUUGAUCUCAAUAUAGACCCUAAGACUACUGUCAUUGCCUUAGUUGAGAUUGAACCACUUCUCCCUGCCUCCUGGAGUUCUUUCCCUUCCUUAAAUAAUAGUCAUCAUCAAGAAACUAAACAACAGACAACAAAGAAAUUUGACAAUCUCUUAAAAGAAAUGAACGAUCUUCUCAAAAACACAAAAUGUUAUGAGAAGAUCACAAAAACAAGAGAAUCUUCGGAGGAAACCAAUAUCUCUGAGGAUGAGUCAGAACUUAAAGAACAAAUUAGAGGACUUGAUAAAAUAAAUAAAGUGCUAUUGACAAACCUUGGUUGUUUAGACCUAGACAAGGACCAGAAUUCGAAGAAACAGGAGAUAACGUCGGAAAACCAGAACUCAAAGGACACAGUACAAGAUUUGGCAAGGGAUUUGGUAAAUCAUUCAGAAGAAAAAAGAGCUGUUAAUGAAACUCAACUAAGUAAGGAAAAAGCAGAAAGCAGAUUCCACCAUGUUCAAGAAGAGAGUAUCAAACUUAGGAACAACAUGGAGCAGUUACUACAGGAAGCAGAACUUUGGAGUGUGCAACAUGCUGAACUUAGUGAACUAAUAAAAGUGUAUCAGAAAUCUCAGAAUGACAUAAGAGUGACUCUUAAAAGUAAGGGAAUCCACUUCCAAACGCAACAGAAUAACAAGGUGCCAGCUAAUUAUGAGCUGGAGGCACAGGUGAGGAAACUGAACCAUGACAUGCAUUCAUUGCAUUUGAUUGCAGCUUUGCUGGAGAAUGAAUGCCAAUUCUUACAGCAGAGAGUAGAGCUCCUCAAGGAACUCCGUUAUCAGAAGGAUGCAACUCUGCAGGAGAAGCCAAUCCAGAUGAACCAUGAACAGGACAAGAAAGAACAGAAGCUACUGGAAGCAGAGAAGGUAGAAAGGUACAAGCAGAAACUGCAAGACAUGGAAGGUACAUUUCAGAAUAAAGACACCUUUUAUAAAAGCCAGGAUUCUUGUCGUAAUAAAAAAGCUCGUAAUAACAGAUUCAAUAUUCGUCUUACAAGAGCUCUCUGGAGAAAAAAGAGGCCAACCAGCAGCCUAAGAUAG